Macrosteles quadrilineatus (aster leafhopper) is the source of this 10682-nucleotide messenger RNA. Its product is annotated as methylcytosine dioxygenase TET-like. The coding region runs from base 102 to 7589 and encodes 2495 amino acids. Gene Ontology annotation, biological process: oxidative demethylation; positive regulation of transcription by RNA polymerase II. The transcript has 24 exons. The record is from RefSeq and is a predicted model, not a curated record. NCBI's taxonomy places the organism in Eukaryota, Metazoa, Arthropoda, Insecta, Hemiptera, Cicadellidae. Gene Ontology annotation, cellular component: nucleus. Gene Ontology annotation, molecular function: zinc ion binding; DNA binding; DNA 5-methylcytosine dioxygenase activity.
CACGUUCAGAAGUGCAUCGUGUGUUGUGGUGUGACAAUCGAGUUGGGGAAGGACCGAAUAUCAGUGCCGGAAACUGCUCGUCAUGACGUCAUGACGGUGCGAUGAGCGAAGGUGGAGGAGAGGGACAGUUCGGGGGUGGAGGGGGUAGUUUCUCCUCUCAACCCCCGACCCCGUCCUCCACGGUGCCUGACCCCGGGGCGGACAAGAACUCCGGGCUGCCUCCCUUCAGCUCCUUCUCAGCAUCCGACAUCGCCGAGGGUCUCGGCUCGGAGACCCGUCUCUUGGACAUCUCCGGGUGGGACUACUACGGCGAGGGUCUGACCGGGCGACUCCUGGACCGCGGGGACGGGUUCCCCAUGAUCAUCCCUCAAGCUCAGUACCGCCCGUGGGAGAGCAAGCCGCAAGACUCGACGUCGCAGGAUAGCAUGAAGACUUCAGAGUACCCCACGUCGCCUUCUAACAAGCUGCCUUCUUUUCAAAGCCAGUUCAACGCCUUCCCGCAAGACUCCAACGGUGAGACGGUGACAUUGACCACGCUCACCCCCGCUCCGCCCUCGCCUUGCAACUCGUCCUCUGGCCUCCCUAGCUUCCACACGCUGUCCACGGUGAACGUGAACCCUCGAGGGUAUCCUCUAGUCCCCGCGCCAGUCCAGGCCCGGGAGAUACCCGCGAUACAACAACAGUUCCUGGACGAGCGUCACAUCCAUCUGUUCCAAGGAGCCCCUGGACAGUACCACCAGUACGUGACCGCCCCACAGGCCGCGCCACAGACCACGCUGCUGACCGUGGUGAAGAGUGAGCCGGUCAUAGUGACCGCCGUACAACCCGCCAUCUACCACAGCUCGGGGCUCGACGAGGGCCGCCACUCCCCGUUGGACUCGAGGAAGAAGGAAAGACGGAAAGUGCGCGCGUCGAGUUUGGAGAGCGAGAGCGACGGAGUCGGCAGCUCGAGCGUCGAGAGUUCCGGACAAGUCGCGGCGAUCUCGUCGACCGCCGGGUUCAAGAGUCCGCAGAUCUCACAUCCGAUGAUGGUCGGUCAGCAGAUGGACAUGGAGGACUGCGACAACAACGAGAAGCCGGUGAAGAAGAAGAGGAAGCGUUGCGGAGAGUGCAUCGGGUGUCAGAGGAAGGACAACUGUGGAGACUGCGCACCUUGCCGCAACGACAAGAGUCACCAGAUCUGCAAGAUGAGACGGUGCGAGAAACUAACGGAGAAGAAGCAUUUGUUGUACCUGAACCAUGACUACCCUCGUGGCGAGCGGGGGAGAGGGAGGGGGAAAUCUAGAGGAUCGACCACUCCCACUCCGCCAGUGAGAGACAUAAAACUGGAAUCUCCCGCCGCAGUUGGUAACCCUGCCUUAACACCUACAAUGCCCGGUUCUGUGAUGCCGUUCUACAGUAGUGUGCCGCAGGGUCAGAUGGUAGACCCGGCCGGGUUUGUGCCUCCCAUCAGGGAACAUCGAUUCCCCAAUGCCGUCUGGCACCAAACGCCGGCACCUCCGGACCCCAACACACCAAUCGCUGCUGCCCCGGGUGGUUGGACUCCUCAGGGUCAGUUUAUCCAGCAACUACCAAGUCAUCAGCUGGAGGACUUACGUUACCAUCAUCCGCAGUACAGUGUCACCACCUACCACCAGCCUGCCCCUGCGCCUGGUUACCAACAGCAGGGGACAGCGUUUGUACAAACGAAUGGCACUUACGCAACGCCAGUGGUCAACGGUACACUGGCACCUACGCCAGUCAGGAAUGGUGUUCUAAACGGCAUCGACUACCUGGACAACACACCCAGAUCUACGGAGUAUACAACUAUCAACGGCUCUUACACACAUGCAACGGAAGUAAGCAUGGCCCCACCGCCUUCAACAACUCCUAACAGCCGUUGUUCAUCUGUCCAACUCCCAGACGCCGGAGACAGCAAAACUCCCACCCCCUCCACUCCCACAACUCCCGGUCCGGGAAACGGGAUGCCUGGAUAUCCGCCCCACACCCCUCCCCAAACGCAACAGAGUUCACACAACUCUAGUGGGUAUCCAGGCCAAGAAAUAAAUUCUGCUAGCAGAAUUGGGGAGUCAAACAAUUCAAUUAGUACAAAUCAACAGUGGAACGAACCACAAAGUCAACAAGAAUAUGAUGGCCAAAGUUGGAACAACGACAGGCAAAUAAAAAGUGAACAGCAACAACAACAAUCUCUGCAACAGCAGCAGCAACAACAGCAACAACAGCAACAAUCUCUGCACCAACAACAUGUAGCUUGGAGCGAAAACGAAAGACAGUCCCACUCUAGUAUAUGGGGGGAUAGUGAAAGACUUGUUAAACAAGAGGAAAAAGAUACAGAAAAUGCUGUCAGGCAAGAAUCACUUUAUCAGCAAGACAGAGCACAUCUGAAUAAUAAGCUGAAGACCAUGAUUUUAAAUAAACAACAGCAAAAUCAGAACCAACAACAGAAUCAGAUUCAACAAACACAUCAGGAAUUGACCACUGGUGAUCAGCAACAUCAGAUUACCUAUCAUCAGCAACAAGUACAGGACAAUCAGUCAAACCAGCCACAGGACAGUAAUCAUCAUCAUGUUCAGCAACAAUUACAGCAACAUCAAGCUCAACAACAACAGCAUCAACAACAAAUACAGCAACAUCAAGCUCAACAACAACACCAACAACAAAUACAACAAGCACAUUUACAGCACCAGCAACAAAUACAGCAGCAACAGUAUCAACAGCAGAUUCAGCAGCAACAGCAACAACAACAGCAACAGCAACAGCAACAACAACAACAGCAACAACAAAAACAGCUACAAAAUCAACAUCAGGUACAGCAACAAUCAUCACAAAGCUCCCAUCAGUCCCAUCUAAUCACUUCAGUACCACAAAGUCCACAGCAGAAGCAAGCUCAACACUUUCAACAGCAAACGUUACACCACCAACAGCAAUCACAAAGCCAACUGCCAUCCCCUAGCUAUCAGCAAAGCCAACUCAACCAACAAAGCCAAAAUCAAAAGCUGCAACAAUUGCAAUACCAGCACAUGCAGCAUCAACAGAAACUGUUGCAGCAACAACAUCAUCUUCAACAGCUUCAGCAGCAACAAACGAAACAAUCUAGACAACAAACACCGUCUCCUUCAACUGUUCACCAACAGCAAUCACCGGUGCAUCAUCAGCAAUCUCAGCAGCAGCAUCAUCAGCAGAGUCUACACCAUCAGCAGAUGAUGCAGCAACAGCAGCAUUUGCAACAGUUGCAACAACAACAACUGCAGCAACAACAGCAGCAGAUGCAGCAUCAACAAUACCAACACCAGAUGUCCCCUCAGCAACAGAGGACCCCGAGCCGACAGUCAACGCCAGACAUGAGUCCACGACCAAGUCAAAGGCGAAACUCUGCUGAAGGUUUGAUGCUGAGUCCCAAUCAUGAAAGCCAAGGUGGUGUCAGAUAUAGAACUCCAACACCAGUCAGCUCCUCAGGAGAAACCAAAACUUCAUCUCAGGGUUCACAAACGCUGUCUUCAACCACACAAACACAAUUCGGAAAUGUCGAUAUGAAACCAAAUGUCCAACAAUUGCAGUUUGAUAAAUCCAAUUCUUCAACGGCGAAUUUUUUAGCGCUAGGCCACCAUCCUCAGAACUCAGUUACUGAGGGUGGUGGCGUUUGGGACUUUGAAAGUCCAAAAAAAGAACCAGAAAUUGGAUUAUCAGCAAUGGAGAAUUUUAUGAAGUUUGCAGCAUCUCUCAAUAGUGCCUCACAGCAUUUAAACAAAACACAUCCAAAACCAAAAUCACCCAAAAUGUCAUGGGAUCCUCAUCAAAAUGUGCAAAUAAAGCAAGAAAAAACUGAAGAGGAUGACAAAUCUUUUCAAAAAUCUCUGAAAGGUUGGCAGGAAAACCACGAUUGGAAUGUUGACCAGAAAACAAUAUUGUGGAAAUAUCCGUGGACGACAAAAACUGAGAGUUUGUGUAAUCAAUGGAAUGAAGACUUAAAACACCCUGUCUGUAGAGAAGUGAGGUACCCUUGGGAAGGGAAGGAAAAAUAUCAGAUCAAUGACAUCAAAAUAAAACCGGGAUACAUGAGAGUUCCUUUUGGUACUGACCCUAGACUUGACGAACCAAUCAAGAUUGAAUGUAACGGAGAAGUAAAACAAAAACCUGCGAGAUUUGUCUUCGAUGGUGAUGGAGGGCCUCAGUUCAAAGGAGGAACAGGUGCCUGGUGUUGUCGCAAAGGCGGGACUUCCGCCCCAACCCUUGAACAUCUCAAGGAGGGCGUAUGUCAAGGACAUCAUACUCAAACCUUGGAUGAAGUCUUGGAAGAAAAAGAUCCUGAAGUGAAGGAAGAGCCAUCUUCUGAACCCUCUACCCCUAUCAAGUCUGAAUUUAUAGAAAAGCCAGAUAAAGAUUUCAACGAGUAUUUAGACAGUAUUCGAAACAACAUGAGGCCCGAAGUCCCUGACUGCCAGUGUUUCCCUCCGGACCAGUUCCCACAGGAACCCGGAUCAUAUUACACUCAUCUGGGAGCUGCUCCUACCUUACCUCAUCUCCGGAGUGACCUGGAACAUCGUACGGGAUACUCCGGAAAAGCAAUCCGAGUCGAGAAGAUCCUGUACACAGGCAAGGAAGGCAAGACAACAGCUGGUUGUCCUCUGGCUAAGUGGGUGAUACGUCGUGGAGGUCCGGAGGAGAAGUUCCUAGUGGUUGUCAAACAUCGGCCGGGACACAGGUGCGCCACCGCGUGGAUAGUAGUCGUCAUGGUCGCAUGGGAAGGUGUUGCUGCCCAGGACGCUGAUCAUAUAUACUCCAUGCUCUCUCACAAGCUCAACAAGUAUGGAUUGCCUACUAUGCGACGCUGUGCUACCAACGAGCCACGGACAUGUGCUUGUCAAGGCCUAGACCAGGACAGUUGUGGCGCCAGUUUCAGUUUCGGCUGUUCCUGGUCCAUGUACUACAACGGCUGCAAGUACGCUCGCAGCAAGAUUGUCAGGAAGUUCCGGCUAUCUGUUAAAACUGAGGAAGAAGAAGUAGAAGACCGAUUACAAGGGUUGGCCGAUAAUCUGUCACCGCUGUACAAGAGUGUCGCUCCAGCGUCGUGGACCAAUCAGGUGCAGUUUGAGAGUGAAGCGUCAGACUGUCGCCUCGGCUCGCGGCCCGGUCGCCCCUUCAGUGGGGUCACAGCCUGUAUUGACUUCUGCGCUCACGCUCAUCGUGACCUGCACAAUAUGAACAGCGGUUGUACAGUGGUGGUAACUCUGACAAAACACCGAAGUCUGAGUAAGCCGGAGGAUGAACAACUGCACGUCCUUCCUCUGUACGUGAUGGACGAAACUGAUGAGUUCGGUAACAGAGAAGCUCAAGUGGACAAAGUGAGGACGGGAGCCAUUGAAAGACUCACCAAAUUUCCUUGUGAAAUUCGUGUUAGAAAAGUCCCACUCUCUUCAUGUAGAAAAAUGGGUAAAAAGAGGAAAGAAGAAGUUGGUGAAUAUGCGAAAAAAACAGGCAAAAGGAACAUGGACAAGAAAAAAGGAAGAAGGAGAAAUUCUGAGGCGAAUUUUCCUCAAGUCCAGGAGGGCCUGGAACCACCUCAUAACUUCCAAGAUCCAAGAUCUCGCUUACAACAACAUCAUGAUCCAAGAUCUUCUCCUUUGCAACAUGAUCAAAGAUCUCCUUUACAUCAAGAUCCAAGAUCUUCUCCUUCAUUUGAUCUUAGAUCUUCACCUUUCCAGCAUGAAGAUCCAAGAUCUCCUUCACAACACCAAGAUCCAAGAUCACGCUUACAACACCAUGAUCCAAGAUCUUCCCCUUUGCAACAUGAUCAAAGAUCUUAUUCUUCAUAUCAUGAUCCUAGAUCUUCACCUCUGCAGCAUCAAGAUAGAAGAUCUCCUUCCCAACAUCAAGAUCCAAGAUUACGCUUACAACAACAUCAUGAUCCAAGAUCUUCAUUUCAUGAUCCUAGAUCAUCACCUUUGCAGCAUCAAGAUCGAAGAUCUCCUUCACAACAUCAAGAUUCAAGAUCUUCCUUACAAUACCAUGACCAAAGAUCUUUCGCACACCAUCAAUAUGUGAGUCCGUCCACUCUACACGAUCAUAACUACUUACACAGGCAGAACUCCAGAUCCUUCACUCCAAAUCAUCCAGAAUCCAAUCACCUUCAAGACUCAAGAACGUCCACGCCCAUCAGCCAUAGAUCUUCCACUCCUACAGAUGGUCAUGAUAGGCUUACCCCUAGAGGGGACAGCAGGAGUACUACACCCACGGGACGAGAUAACUGGAACGUCUCACGAGAUGUCAGAGCUUCCCCCCAUCUAAGUCCGCGAGAUAUGGCAAACAUGUUGGAUAUGGAAGCUCAACUACAAAGUGCACAGGUUUCAUCAACAGUGUUGGACAGUCCUAGAGGAUCAGUACACUCUUGUCCCAGUCCUCAACUUCAACAUCCUAAUGCUCACACCAAUAGUUGGGAAGUGUCGGACCCAGACAGCACUACAAGUCACCUCAGUUCCCCCUCCACCUCCGUCUCUCGCAGUCACGGUUGGUUCUCGGACAGUCACCAAGUGUCUCCAAGGUUGUCUGCUCCCACAGCAAUGUCCCCCUCCAGGUCAGCCGUACCACAACUGUCUCCGUCGUCUGAGUGGUACCACGAGAACUCCUGGGAAAGUCCGUCAGCAUCUCCUCAUCAUUCCCCCUUCAGAGUUCCGAGAGGAAGACCUCCGUCACGCCACUCCACGCCGCAGUCACCCACCGAGUCCACGACCUUCCUCAAACCUUUCCCUCCGAGAGACAAUCAAGAAACACAAAGACAAGAGGUUAAGAGCGAAUUUCCACAAGGUGUUGUCGUCAAAAGCGAAUUCCCCAAUUGGAGUGUUGAGAAACAGAUGGCUUGGAAUGACAGUUUUGUAAAACAGAGUUUUGCGAGUGGAAACCCUCCCGCUGAGAGUAAGAGUCAGGAACAUUCAGGUUACGCUGGGAAUGACUUUCGCAAGACUGUUAUCAAACAGGAAACACAGAGCUGGUCAGAUGGAGAGUGCGGACGCAACGAAUGGUCGAGAGUGGCAGAGGUUCAAGUCAAGAAGGAAGGUCAGAGUCACGGCAACUCAUCAUCUUACGGCUACCAGGGGAUGUCUCAGUUUCAGCUCCCCAGAUGGGACCUGUAUGGACCGACACCAUACGUCCCCUCAGCCGCUGCGGACGCUACGCCUCCUCUGGGGGAGGUCACUGACUUCGUCCAGAACGAGGAGUGCUUUAGAGACUCUCAAAUGGGAGGUGUAGCUAUUGCUCUCGGACACGGCUCAGUGCUGUUUGAAUGUGCGAAACAUGAGUUGCAUGCGACGACAGCGUUGCGCAAACCUGACCGUAAACAGCCGACUCGCAUCAGCCUGGUGUUCUACCAACAUCGCAACCUGAACCAUCCCAACCACGGCUGCCAACAGUGGGAGGAGAAAUGUCGCAUGCGCAAGCUGGGACUCGUCACCUCGGACCCUGCGCCUGUUAAGGCUAUCACGGCGCAUGUCCUUGCGCGAUCUACCACGUUUACCACUACUACCUGGACCACACAGUUCCCCAUGCAUCCGUGUGUAGUCACGGGUCCUUACCAAGAGGGUGGAUCCCAAGGAUGAUGAGGAGUUCCUUAGUCAAAUCGAAAUUCCAAUAUUUGGUUUUUAAUUUAUUUUCAAGUUGUGUGAGACAUACACAAGUUGUGUACAAUUUUUAAAUUUAAUUUUAAGAAUAAUUUACUCUGUAUUUUUUUAGACACGUAUACAGGCUUUAUCUAGUUUUUAAAUCCAAAAGAGCAUAAACAAAGUUUGUGAAAACAUAUCAUAAAACGCAUUGUUUUAAACUAAUAUGCGAUUUAGUAACUUGAUGAAUUAAUUGUGAUCUCUGAUUUCUCAUGUUCAGUAUUUUCCUACUGUCUCAUACCGUUGUUGGGUGCUGACAAAAAUAAUUUAAACUAAUAUUGUCUCUAAAGUGAAACACUGAACAUCUCAUACUUGAUUAGUACAAAAAAACAAUUUUGCUCAGGCACAAAAAAAAUUUCCAAUAACGUUCCUGUCCUAAAUAGUUAUGUUUUGUUGCUUUAAUUUAUAACUGCAUGUGUUCAAGAUAUUUUUUACUGUUGCAAAUAUUUAUAUUUUAUACAAUUUUAAAGUUUUAACUUAUGCUUUAUACAUGAUUGUUUUCUUACGAUUUUAACGGAUAUAUCGAGUUAUGCUGUUGUAAACAGAUAUGUUAGAUUGACGGGGUAAGUUGCGUCUGACGAUCUCAAGCUAACACUCCGAAUGUGUUCAUGUCUAACACCGUAUGAAUGUGCGAAUGUUUGGUUAUUUAUUCCGUGUGAAAGUCGUGUGAUUGUGUUAGCCUUAGUCACCGAUGCCAAAUUCAAGAUCACCUCAGUGGUCGUUGGUUCGUUAGCGUUAAGAGUUGAUUGUAAAUGUUAUGUAAAUACUAAAAAUAGUAUUCCGAGCAUUUAAAUUUUUCACUUUUUAAUUUAUACAAAACCCGUAGACUCUUUAGAAAUUUUACUAGUCACUGUUACAAUUGGUGAAUUGUAUAUUACGUACUUUUUGUUUUCUUCCCACAUCGUCCUCCAACACACACACUCGGGUACAAAUUUGCAAUCAAACGUUUCAAAGACCUAGUGGUGUAGAUAACAUUAUUUAUUCUAGCCUACAGUUCUAAAGUGAUGUAUUGUAAUAUUUUUGUUGAAUUUACUCGGCCUUUGUCAGGUGCGUAGCGUAAGUUGUACAAUAUCAGUGUUUAGUUAAGCUAUUUAUUCUUUAGAGUAGACGACCCAGUACUGAUUAGUUCAUAGGUGAAUGUCUGUAAAAGUUAGAUUUUUAUAACACUUAAUAAUGUUGGUUUUGCAUUUGGACAAUUUUGUAAUGAUACUGCUCACAUGAAGCUGUGUUUACACUGUGAAGCAAAACUGUAUGUAGCGGAUUCGUACGACAUUUAGCUAAGCUAUGUAACUUUUUCUAGGAGUAGAACAGGUUUUAUCUAAAUGUGCUAUAAAACACUGCUAUAAGUUUUAGAUUCUGCUUUAUGCAGGGUGCCCCAUAAUGCUGUAUGUGGAAGAAAUCUGUGCUGCAAUCUUAUGAAGAGUAAGGCAUCCCAUAAUCUGGUGUAUUUUCUUUUCAGUACUGAGGUUAAAAAUUGACAUACAUUAGCAACAUUAGCGUUCAAAAUCAUCAUUUGAUAUCCUUAAAUGAAUUGGUCACACUGUAUUUAAUUCUUAAUGUGAGCAAAAUCCAAACCGAAAUCCUUUCCUGUGACAUGCUAAAAUUGUACAGCUGCCAUGAAUACUAAAUAUCUUCACUGCAAAGAUUUGAUAUCAGGUUUGUAGUAUAUUUUUUGCGUACAGCUAUUACUAUUGGGCAGCAGAGUUUCUAAAAUCUUCUUUACAGUAAAUCGUUACAUAGCAGUGUUUAAUAGCAAAGAUGUACAACAGUACAGGUUUUGCUACAUAGCGUAAACGCGGCUUAUUCGUUGCAUCGCUCGAGUAUUUCCCUCAAACAUUAGAACUUGGUGCAAAUAUUAACUGAUGUUUUACAUCAAUAUUUGUACCAGUGUCACUGAAUCAAUGUACCAGGGAUUUAUCUAUAAAUUCAUAGAACAGUGUUUGUGCCUUCAAAUUAUAUUAGUUUAACAAAAUUAUUUUUAACACUUCUUAUCAAAACUUCUCAGCAUGUAGUUUUUUUAUUUUGAAAAAAUUACUUUUUAGAAUUUUUAAGUGUUGUAUUAAAUUUAAUAAUCAAUCAGUAUCAACAAUUUUCCAAAAAUUACAUAUUCAACUUAAAAUACAAAAUUUAAACUUUUGAUGUACUUUUACUCAAUAACGGCUACAAGAAGCAAAUAUUUGGAAAAUAGUUUUCUUUGAUGGAACGAAAACUUGGAAAACGUACUAAAGUGAAACACUUGGUAUGACUUUAAGGUGUGUUGUGUUUUAACCUUAAACAUAAUCAUGAUACAUAAAAGAGCUGUAAAAUCCCUGGUACACUGAGCACACCCUCCUUGUAUUUGAGUCAUAGAUUUUAUACAUUGUUACAAGCGUGUGAAACAAAAUCUACUAUCUUUUGUAGACCUCCAAAGUAAUAUUUUAAAUAAGUCGCUUGCCUUGCUGAAAGAAGAGUAAUUUUUACACAUAAAUUAUGAAAAAAUCCAAAAAAAUAAAAGUAAAAGCAAUAUAUAAACAGUGUUUGUAUCGUGAUGUGAUGUUUUGUGACUUGUGUAGCCAGUACAAACAAACGGGCCCAAUUUCGGGUUGAUUUUCUACUAACUCAUUUUCUGUACAAAUGUAGAUUUAGAACUGCGUUAAAGACAUAUAAAACAAACAUGUUAAUAUAUUUCUACAGCCUGUAAUAUAUAUGGUAUAUUUUUGACAUGUUUUGUCACAAAAAGUUAUCUAUCAAAAGUGUUGUCCUUUUUACUUUAAAAGUAUUACGAAAGUUUUAAAAUGUAAUGGAUAUUAGAAUUUUUAAAGUAACUUUUGUACAAAUUUUGUUGGCCGAAUCGGAGACUAUUUGAUAUUUGCCGAGUCUUCCCUGGCUGCUGUUGUUUUUAUCACGAUUGUUCAAAAGAAUUUCUCAUUAGAUUAAGUGAAUGUAUUUUUACACUUGAGUUUGUGAGUAGCUUUUACUAGUGUUAGCCUGUAGUAGAGUAGAUCAGUACAUUGUCAUUGUUUUCAUGUGAAUAUAAUAAAUACAUUUUGUCGA